GAUGAUAUUUCUUUAAAAAAUAUUUGAGAAAAAAAAAACAAAUAAAUACGUAUCCUUAAAAGAAGCCUGAAAGAAACAGCUUCUCUUCCGUCUUUCACUCUCCAUCUCUCUUCCGUCGUUUCCUAAGUCCUUUUCUUUAUUUCAGAUUCUCUCUUUUCAUCCAAAAAAAUGAGAGAUUUUUCAGAAAAAAUCCUCUGUUUUUUGAGAUAAAUCUCGCUCUUUUAGCCUCAUCAUCCAAAACCCACCAUUAAAAAACCUCUCUUUCGUUCCCUUUGUUUAAAUUAGCUUAUUUUGCGUCUCUGUUUCUCUGCAUGUCCUAGUUUGAUGAUACAGCUGACUUUCGGUUUUGUUUUUUUGUCUAAAUUGAAUUUCAAUAUUUGAUCAUUCGUGUGUGAUAUAUUAGUGGUUAACGAGUCGUUUUCUUAAGGUUUUACCUUUUCUUAUCGUGAUGUUAGAUUUUUCUCCUUUUUCUACAAUUGCAUAGAAAUUUCAUUACCUGAAUGUCAAAGCAUGUGCAUGAUCUUUGAUAAGUUUGGUGAUUGAUAGUUUCUUAUAAAAAAUCUAGACUUCCUUCAAUAAUAAGUUUUCUUUGUUUAACUUAGUAAUCAUAAGAUUGUUUUUUUAAUAUAUAACUUUUGUGUGUGUUUAAAUUCACUAGUAAUCUGAAAAAAUAGUACUUGAUUGAUUUCAUGAUGAUGAUGAAACGAUUGAUGCUUUGAGUUACAAAAUCUAGUUUUUUGAAAGUUGUGUGGUCUUAUUUGCAUAGUUAAAUAGUUUUGAUUUGAAAGUUUUAAGACAUGGAGAAGAAAUCAGAAGAAGAGGGGAACAACAUCAAGAAAGAGAAGAUCUUUCGAGCUGAUAAGAUUGAUUUGAAGAGUUUAGAUAGACAGCUUGAGAAACAUUUGAGUAGGGUUUGGUCGAGGAAUCUUGAGGUGAAUCUUAAAGCUAAGGAAGAAUGGGAUAUUGAUUUGGCUAAGUUGGCAACAAGUAAUGUUAUUGCUCGUGGUACUUAUGGUACUGUCUACAAAGGUACUUAUGAUGGACAAGAUGUUGCAGUGAAAGUGCUUGAUUGGGAAGAUGAUGGGAAUGAAACAACGGCCAAGACCGCUACAAAUCGGGCUUUGUUCCGUCAGGAAGUCACUGUUUGGCACAAACUCAACCAUCCGGAUGUCACAAAGUUUGUUGGAGCGUCUAUGGGAACAACGAAUCUGAAUAUACGAUCAGCUGAUUCAAGAGGCUCGUUGCCUCAACAAGCGUGUUGUGUGGUUGUGGAGUAUCUUCCUGGUGGAACAUUGAAACAACACUUGAUUCGUCAUAAGAGCAAGAAACUCGCUUUUAAAGCUGUUAUCAAACUCGCUCUUGAUCUCGCGCGGGGGCUAUGCUAUUUGCACUCAGAGAAGAUUGUGCACCGCGAUGUGAAAACAGAGAAUAUGCUUUUGGAUGCUAAUAAGAAUUUGAAAAUAGCGGAUUUUGGAGUAGCGCGGGUGGACGCUCUUAAUCCAAAAGACAUGACAGGAGAAACCGGUACUCUUGGAUACAUGGCUCCUGAGGUCAUUGACGGUAAGCCAUACAAUAGAAGGUGCGAUGUUUACAGCUUUGGGAUAUGCUUAUGGGAAAUCUACUGCUGCGAUAUGCCUUAUCAUGAUCUUAGCUUUGUCGAUGUUUCUUCCGCGGUUGUCUUACAUAAUCUGAGACCGGAUAUACCGAGAUGCUGUCCGACUGCAUUGGCGACCAUAAUGAAGACAUGUUGGGAUGGGAAUCCGCAGAAACGGCCGGAGAUGAAGGAAGUGGUGAAGAUGCUUGAAGGUAUUGAUACCAGUAAAGGCGGCGGAAUGAUACCGGAAGAUCAGAGUCCGGGCUGUUUCUGCUUUACUCCGGCUCGUGGACCUUGAAUUUCCCUUUCUACCUCUUUUUGGUUGUCUUGUCUUGUUAUUCUCGACAUUAACUGAGUGCCAUUUUUCUUCUUCUCCAAGAAAACAUCUUUUAACAAUAAUUGUUAGUGGAAGCCCCCUUGGUGACCAAGGGUUAAUUAA
This is a messenger RNA of Arabidopsis lyrata subsp. lyrata, 2033 nucleotides long. RefSeq names its product serine/threonine-protein kinase HT1. Gene Ontology annotation, biological process: protein phosphorylation. Gene Ontology annotation, molecular function: protein kinase activity; ATP binding. Lineage: Eukaryota; Viridiplantae; Streptophyta; Magnoliopsida; Brassicales; Brassicaceae. The record is from RefSeq and is a predicted model, not a curated record. The transcript is spliced from 6 exons. Gene Ontology annotation, cellular component: plasma membrane. The coding region runs from base 798 to 1892 and encodes 364 amino acids.